This is a messenger RNA of Camellia sinensis, 462 nucleotides long. RefSeq lists its product as uncharacterized. NCBI's taxonomy places the organism in Eukaryota, Viridiplantae, Streptophyta, Magnoliopsida, Ericales, Theaceae. The record is from RefSeq and is a predicted model, not a curated record.
AUGCUUACACUAAGUGACAAAGAUGUUGGACAAGGAUUUGUCUCGAUCUCCGAGGACAAUGAAGUAUUUAAUGAUGAGAGUUGGGAAUCUGUCUAUCUAGCUGAUGUGCUAAUUGACACUGGAUAUGAUAAUGCUGACCCUGACACUUUUGUGUCAACAUGGUACUCUCCUGUUUGCCCUAUGGACCCUUGUUUAUUUGACAACGUUGAGGAGAAGUAUUCCAAUAAGACAACGUCAUUGAGGUCUGAAAGGAAGCUCCUGUUUGACCGCACAAAUUUCGGGCUCUUUGAAAUGUUCCAUCAGUUCAUGGACCCACUCCUGUGGGUGAAGCAGCCAACAGGGAAGGUGGGCCUUACAAGGCAGAAACAUGGGAUCGGUUACAAGCUGCAUAAGUUGUUGGCAAGUGAAGAGAAGAGCAUGCAUGAGGACGUGACAAAGAGGGUGUUGGAUAGGGAGAUGUAG